GGCAGACCUAAGAGAAAGAAAGGCAUUCGUACGGUUGAGAAAAUAUAUGGAAGAAAGCAUAGUGUCCAUUUUCCAAAGCACAGGGUAAUGAAGGGAAGUAAAUCGAUUCAGUGUGGAAAGUACUUCAGAAAUAGAUCACAACUCCUUGUGCACCAAAGAAUACACAAAGGGGAGAAACCUUUUGUAUGCUCAGAAUGUGGAAAGAGAUUCAGUCAGAGUAGCACUCUUCAAAUGCACCAAAGAAGACACACAGGGGAGAAACCUUUUGAAUGCUCAGAGUGUGGAAAGAAAUUCAGUAAGGAUAGCAAUCUUAAAAAUCAUCGGAGAACCCAUACAGCUGAGAAACCCUUUGAAUGCUCAGUAUGUGGAAAGAGAUUCAGUCAGAGUAGUAGUCUUCACCUACACCGAAGAAUUCACACCGGGGAGAAACCUUUUGAAUGUUCAGAGUGUGGAAAGAGAUUCUCUUGGAAUGACAGUCUCCAGGGGCAUCUAAGAACUCACACAGGGGAAAAACCUUUUGAAUGCUUAGAGUGUGGAAAGAAAUUUAGUCAGAAUGGCAAUCUUAAACUGCAUCAGAGAACCCACACAGCAGAGAAACCCUUUGAAUGCUCAGUGUGUGGAAAGAGAUUCAAGCACAGUGGCAGUCUUCAAGUGCACCAAAGAACCCACACAGGGGAGAAACCUUUUCAAUGCUCAGAGUGUGGGAAGAGAUUCAGGAUGAGUGGCCAUCUUCACAGUCAUUUAAGAACCCACACAGGGGAGAAACCCUUUGAAUGUUCAGAGUGCAGGAAAAGAUUCAGCCAGAGUAGCAGUCUUCAACAGCAUCAGAGAACCCACACAGGGGAGAAACCCUUUGUAUGCUCAUUCUGUGGAAAGAAAUUCACUUGGAGUGGUAGUCUUCAGCAACAUCAGAGAACCCACACAGGGGAGAAACCUUUUGAGUGUUCAGUGUGUGGAAAGAGGUUCGGUCGGAGUGACCAUCUUCAUCAGCAUCAGAGAACUCACACAAGGGAGAAACUUUUUGAAUGCUCAGAGUGUGGAAAGAGAUUUAGUUUGGGGUGCCAUCUUCAACAGGACCUAAGAACAUUCACAUGGAAGAAAUAUUUUAAGUGUUCCGAGUGUGGAAAGACAUUGAGUAACAAUAGCAGUUUUCAACGGUGUUAGUGAACCCCACAGGAAAAAAACAAACUUUGUGAAUGGUCAGCGUGUCAUUUCACUCUGCAUGGCAAUCUUCUACAGCAUUUAAGAACUCGCAUGAAGAGAAACCAUGUAACUGCUUAGUCUGUGAAAAGAGAUUUCUCUUAUUUCACACCUAAAAAACAACAGCAAACCAUAUAAAGCAUCGACGGUAUAUAAACUCGUUGAAAGCUUCAGUUUUCACAGGAAGCUUACCCUAAUCAGGAAGGAAUGUUAAAAAUGGUUCCACUGUGAAAGGAGCUUCAGCCAUGUUUGAAGGCCUCAAAUAGACAUCACAGGGAAGAAAGCAAGGAUGGGCUUUGCCGGUUGAAGGAGAUUCAGGAUCAUCUUAUGCUUCCUUUAGGAGGUCCACACUAUGGAGGAAUCUCAUAAAUGCUCAGCGUGUGGGAAGAAUUGAAGCACAGAUCUGAUUUUAAUGUUCUUCAGAGAAUCCAGAUAGAGGCAAAACAUUCCUGUAGCUGGUUCUGAUGAGGGUCUUUUUCAGCUGCCCAGGUGCUAGAGAGUCAGAAAGGCUCAGAAAGUAGUUAAAUGACUUAUGUACAAAAAUGGAAUGCACGACAGUACCUACAGUAGAAGAAUGAUUGAAGAAGGUGCUGGACUUUGCCGCUAUGGCUAAGCCAUUUUGGUGUAAUGGUGGUUAUGCUACCCUAAGUGGCUAUGCAAGAGGGGGCAACAAGCAGGAGCUCUAUGUUUAUGGGGAUUUUUCCCUCAGAAUUCUCAAAUGAACCAGGCCUUUAAUUUUCUUUAAUAAAAACCAUUCCAUUAAGAAAUAAAA
Messenger RNA from Heteronotia binoei (common prickly gecko), 1972 nucleotides. Its product is annotated as zinc finger protein 239-like. The record is from RefSeq and is a predicted model, not a curated record. Bases 88 to 1164 code for a protein of 358 amino acids. Gene Ontology annotation, molecular function: RNA polymerase II cis-regulatory region sequence-specific DNA binding; DNA-binding transcription factor activity. Gene Ontology annotation, biological process: regulation of transcription by RNA polymerase II. Lineage: Eukaryota; Metazoa; Chordata; Lepidosauria; Squamata; Gekkonidae. The transcript has 2 exons.